This is a messenger RNA of Emys orbicularis (European pond turtle), 2757 nucleotides long. RefSeq names its product diacylglycerol kinase theta (gene DGKQ). The coding region runs from base 1 to 2757 and encodes 918 amino acids. The record is from RefSeq and is a predicted model, not a curated record. Lineage: Eukaryota; Metazoa; Chordata; Testudines; Emydidae. Gene Ontology annotation, molecular function: ATP-dependent diacylglycerol kinase activity. The transcript has 23 exons.
AUGGCGGACGGAGCCCGCGCCCUGCUUGGCAGCCGCGGGGGCAGCCCGGCCUCCAGCCCCCAGCUGGGCGGCAGGAGCCGUUCGCAGCCGCCGCCGGCUCCGCUCAGCGCGCCCGGGCACGGCUUCCGCAGGGUGACCCUGACCAAGCCCACCUUCUGCCACUGCUGCACCGACUUCAUCUGGGGGCUGGCGGGCUACCAGUGCGAGGUUUGCAACUUUAUGUCUCAUGAAAAGUGCCUCAAGCAUGUGAAGAUACCAUGCUCGUGUAUUGCGUCAAGUCUCGUCAGGAUUCCAGUUGCACAUUGUUUUGGACCUCCGGGACAUUACAAAAGAAAGUUUUGCACCGUGUGCAGAAAGCAGUUAGAGUCCCUUGCAUUUCGAUGUGAAGUGUGUGAACUACACGUGCAUACAGAUUGUCUCCCGUUUGCUUGCAGCGAUUGUCGUCAGUGCCAUCAAGAUGGGCAUCAGGAUCAUGACACAUACCAUCAUCACUGGAGGGAGGGAAAUCUCUCGUCCAGUGCUCGCUGUGAGGUCUGCAAGAAAACCUGUGGCUCUUCGGAGGUGCUGUCUGGCAUGAGGUGUGAGUGGUGUGGCAUUCUGGCUCAUGCUUCAUGCUACAUUAUUGUACCACCAGAAUGUACUUUUGGAAGAUUAAGGAAUAUGAUUCUUCCGCCGAAUUGCGUGCGGUUAGUUUCUCGCAAUUUCAGCAAAAUGCACUGUUUUCGAAUAUCAGAGAGCCUGCAAACAGAACCAGAUGAAGAUGAGGAUGUUGAUGGCUUAACACAAGGGUCAGUGAAAGAUGCCCAAAUUUCAACAGAUUCAAGUAAACAAACAUUAAAGAUAUUUGAUGGGAAUGAUGCAGUAAAACGCAAUCAAUUUCGACUGAUUUCCGUUCCAAGGAUUGCAAAAAGUGAGGAGGUUGUGGAGGCAGCGCUGAGGGCAUACUACGUAAAUGGUGAUCAGCAGCACUAUGAGCUCCAGACAUUUUCUCAGCAGACCUUGUUUUCUGAUGACAUCAUCAACAGGAAUGAUGCCACUGAAGAAACCAACCCAGGUCCAGUGUUCAGAGAGGCGGUUCCCGAAGCUUGGAUCAUCAGAGCCAAAUCUAAGGAUCACGAAGUAAUAAGAAUUUAUCCCGGUUGGCUGAAAGUGGGAAUGGCAUAUAUCUCUCUACGAAUAGAUAAGGAAAGCACCACCCAGACAGUAAUUAAAGAAGUUCUCCGGCUAUUAGGACGGCAGACGGAAUGCCUCCAGAAUUUCAAACUUCUAGAAGUACUUAUGGCCAGUAAGCAAGUUCAGCGAAUGGUGCUGGAUGACCAGGAGAUGAUCCUUAGCAGACUUAGGGACAUAAGAAAGACUUCAAUACGUCAGAUGAAUCAGACAAGAUUUUACAUUGUAGAAAAUAAUAAAUCUGUCGUGCGGGUAAAUUUGUUUGUGGGUGGCUUGCCACCUCAGCUCUCUGCUGAAGAAUACACUAACAUCCUCAAGGAUGACUUAGCUAUCAAAACAAAUCUGCUUUCUUUGAGUCAUGUUUACUCAGUGCCAGGUGCUGUUGUACUUGAAAUGUCUUGUUUUUCUGAAGCUGAAAGAAUAUAUAUGCUAGCUAAAGAUACAACGGUCAAUGACAAACAGCUUACUGCCGCUGUGAUUCCUGAAGUUCUGCAUACCAAGCUACCACAGAACUGCUGUCCACUACUUGUGUUUGUGAAUCCCAAAAGUGGAGGUUUGAAAGGCCGAGAUCUACUCUACAGUUUUAGAAAACUGCUAAAUCCUCAUCAGGUCUUUGAACUCACUAAUGGAGGUCCACUGCCUGGAUUUCAUACAUUCUCUCAAGUUCCCUAUUUCCGAGUGCUGGUGUGCGGUGGUGACGGCACAGUUGGUUGGGUCCUUGGUGCGCUGGAGGAAAUCAGACACAUGCUCGUCUGUUCAGAGCCCUCUGUAGCCAUCUUACCUUUAGGAACAGGUAACGAUUUAGGGAGGGUGCUUCGCUGGGGAGCUGGCUAUAGUGGGGAAGAUCCCUACUCUAUUCUGAUAUCUGUAGAUGAAGCUGAUGAUGUACUUAUGGAUCGCUGGACCAUCCUUUUAGAUGCCCAGGAGGCUGUUGAAAGUGCAGAGAAUGGUAUUUUGGAACCUGAUCCUCCAAAGAUUGUACAAAUGAACAACUAUUGUGGCCUUGGAAUUGAUGCAGAAUUGAGCUUGGGCUUUCACCAUGCUAGAGAAGAAGAACCAGGCAAAUUUAAUAGCAGGUUUCACAACAAAGGAGUCUAUGUAAAAGUUGGACUGCAGAGGAUAAAUCACACCAGAAACCUUCACAAAGAGAUAAAACUUCAAGUGGACCAGCAUGAAGUUGAGUUACCAAGUAUCGAGGGACUCAUUUUCAUUAAUAUCCCCAGUUGGGGGUCUGGAGCUGAUCUCUGGGGAUCUGACCACGAUAAUCGAUUUGAGAAACCAAGAAUCGAUGAUGGCUUACUGGAAGUCGUGGGGGUGACCGGUGUUGUGCACAUGGGCCAAGUACAGAGCGGUCUGCGAUCAGGGAUCCGCAUAGCCCAAGGAGCUUACUUCCGUGUGACGCUUCUGAAACCAACGCCCGUUCAAGUAGACGGGGAGCCCUGGAUCCAGCCGCCAGGCCAGAUGAUCAUUUCGGUUGCAGGACCGAAGGUCCACAUGUUGAAAAAAUCCAAACAGAAGCAGAAAAAAACUGGAAGCUUGAAAGAGACAAGAACAGAUAGUGUAUCAAUCACUGAAGUGGGACAUUGA